AUGGAUGACACGCCUAUAGCCAUUAUUGGCUUGGACGCCAGAUUCCCUGGCGAUGGAGAUACUGCAGAGAGCUUCUACGAAUUUUUGCUGGCCGGCCGCUCGGCACGCACCGAGAUACCCCGGGAGAGGUACAAUGCCGACGCGUUCUGGCACCCGGACGGCAACAGAAGUGGCGCUACGAGGACUCGAGCCGCACACUUUCUCAAGGGAAGCAUAUCUGCCUUUGAUGCACCACUCUUCUCCAUUCAGCCUACGGAGGCGGCCGCAAUGGACCCCCAGCAACGGGGAAUACUCGCGAGCGUCUACAGAGCACUCGAGAAUGGCAAGUUCCCCCUUGCCGGCAUACCGAUCGAGAAAGCUGCGGGAAGCCAAACGGGAGUCUUUGUUGGAUGCAUGUACUCCGACUACGAUCGGAUGACAGUCAAAGACCUCGACAGGCCCACAGCAUAUGCUGCCUUGGGUACCGUCUAUAGCAUGCUGAGCAACAGGGUAUCCUGGUGCUUUGAUUUCCGUGGGCCCAGCAUCACUGUAGAUACUGCUUGCUCGAGUAGUUUGGUAGCUUUGCACCAGGCAUGCAACUCUUUGAAGCUACGCGAGUCUUCCAUGGCCGUGGUUGGGGGCUGCAACCUGAUCAUCUCCCCAGAGUUUGCGUUGCUACUUGAUGCGGCUGGUGUUCUCGGCCCCGAUGGAAAGUCGUACAGCUUCGACCAUCGCGGAAAUGGCUACUCGCGCGGAGAGGGCUUUGGUGUCGUUAUCCUCAAGCGACUGCCAGAUGCGCUCCGCGAUGGAGAUGUCAUCAGGGCUGUCAUCCGCAACUCGGGGUCCAACUCGGAUGGAAGAUCUCCAGGCAUCGCCCAACCAACAAAGGCGGCCCAGGCAGCUUUGAUAAAGCAGGUCUACGCAAACGCGGGACUCGACCCAUCAGUCACGCGCUUUUUCGAGGCGCACGGAACGGGCACAGCAGUUGGCGAUCCCAUCGAGGCGAGCGCAAUCGCCGAGGUCUUUGCAACCCACCGCUCCCCAAAAUCCCCGUUGUGGGUGGGCGCAUUGAAAAGUAACAUAGGUCAUCUCGAAGGCGCUGCAGGUGUUGCCGCAGUGAUCAAGGGUGUCCUCACGCUGGAACACGGCGUCAUUCCUGCAAACACCUGGUUCGAACGCAAAAACCCAAAGAUAUUGGAUUCUUGGCACCUCAAAUUCCCAACAGAGCCCGUAGUCUGGCCGCAGCCUGGCCUUCGACGCAUGUCAAUAAACUCGUUUGGCGUGGGAGGAUCCAACGCUCACGUCGUCAUGGACGAUGCCUUGCACUUUUUACAGACGUACAGUUUGGUUGGAAACCAUCGAACAGUCGCACUGCCGAGACUACCUGGGAGCUCGAACACCCGCCGCAUCGUCUCUCAAGGGGUUUCUGGCGUGGAAUCCACAGACUCGGACUCAGGGUUCAAGACUCCAGAUGGCACACACUCGCCAGACUCGAUUCCCGAGCACUCAAAAGACAUCAAAUUCAACCCUAGCUGUACGAAUGCAUAUACGCCACAGACAGCAGACGAUAUUCAACAAUCUAAGCUAUCAGUGGUUACUUGCCCCGAGGCCUUGUCCUCAAGCCUUUCAGGUCUGGCUAUUUCCGAGCAAGGCGAGCGACAGUCGCAGCUUUUCGUCUUUUCCUCAUCCGAUAAAGAUGGUGUCUCGCGUGUUGUGGACCAACUAGCCGAUUAUGUGGCCAAAAAGACAAAAGGAUAUAGGCCAAACACGCUGGAUCAGUCCAAAUUUCUCCGGGAUCUAAGCUAUACCCUGGCUUGCAAAAGGACCCGUCACGCUUGGAGGUCUUUUGUCGUCGCCAGGACUCAGCCAUCGCUGUCCGCCAUGCUUCAAGAGAAGCCGUUGGCGACGAGGGCUGCCAGUGAGCCGCAGCUCGCUUUCGUCUUUACCGGGCAAGGAGCCCAAUGGCCCGCCAUGGGAAGAGGUCUGAUGAUAUAUCGUGCUUUCAGAGAGAGUUUGUAUGCGGCAGAAGAAUACAUGACGCAGAUACUUAGGUGUCCCUGGUCACUCACGUACGAACUUUGCAAGGAGGAAGGGGCAUCGCGCAUCAAUGAUGCGGAAUUCAGCCAGCCAAUCUGCACCGCCCUCCAGGUGGCGCUUGUCGAUCUACUUCAAACAUGGAAAGUCAAACCGCAUGCCGUCGUGGGUCACUCCUCGGGGGAGAUUGCCGCGGCCUAUGCUGCUGGACAGCUCUCACGACAGUCAGCAUGGCGCAUUGCAUAUUAUCGCGGCAAGCUUUCGGCCAAGCUGAUCCGGUCCCUGAAGCCCCACGAAAAACAACAAGACGCGCGCGUGCAAAAGACGGGCAUGGUUGCGGUCGGGCUUGAUAAGGACGAGACGCUCGCAGCCAUCAGCAGAGUCGACAGCCUCGUCCCUGAGGGUACGCUGGAGAUUGCUUGCCUGAACAGCCAGGAAAGCCACACCGUAAGCGGUGAUAUGGCAAAGCUGGACGCGCUUGUUGAGUUGUUGAAGAGCAAAAAAGUGUUUGCGAGGAAGCUGGCUGUUGAAAUCGGUUACCACUCGAAACAUAUGCUUCCAAUAGCAGAUGACUAUGUUCAGCUCAUCGGUAACAUUGGCAGCGAUUUGCCGGCCCGCCAGGGAGAACGUCUGCCUCGAUACUUUUCCUCGCUCGAAGGGAUUGAAAUCCCUCUAGAUCGUCUGCAAAGCCCAGAGUACUGGGCGAACAAUCUAAUCUCCCCGGUGCGGUUCCACGAAGCGGUUAAGCUCAUGCUGCUGGCCGAUCUUGGCUGCAAUAGCCAUGAAGAAUCCUCGACACUUGGCAAGAAGACCGUUACCAACUUGGUAGAAAUCGGCCCGCAUGCGGCUCUCAGAGGACCCAUACGAAGCAUAAUCCAGCAGGUGCACCAGACUGCAGAAGACAAGAUUGGUUACGCGACGGUGCUCAAACGAGGUGACGCCGCAGUUGAAAGCGCACUCGAGGCGGCGGGGUCACUCUUCUGUCGUGGCUUCGAUGUGGAUUUGGCAGCGGUCAACCAGCACCACGUCGCAUCAUCACAACAGUCCAUAACCCAGUAUGGAGAGAGUAGUGUCCUGAUGUUGACCGACCUACCCGGCUACCCCUUCAAUCACAAAAAGGAGUAUUGGGCCGAGUCGAGACUGAGCCGCAACUACCGCUUCAGAUCAGCACCGCGACACGAGCUCCUCGGUGCCCCCGUCCCGGACUGGGACAAAGACGAUGCCAUGUGGCGCAACUACAUCCGAGUCAAUGAGAGCCCCUGGAUGGAAGAUCACAAGGUCUCUGGAGACAUAGUCUAUCCCGCCGCAGGGAUGCUCGUCAUGGCGAUAGAGGCCAGUCGCCAACUCGCUGACAAAGACCGGCAGGUAGCUGGUUUUAGAUUCAAGGACGUCUCCUUCCACCUCGCUCUGCUCGUCCCUGGGGAUGAUCUAGGGGUCGAGACUCGCUUUCGACUGAGGUCUGUGUCCGGAGGCAGUUUGGCAGGCUGGAGCGAGUUCCAGCUGUGCACCAGUGAUAACGACGACUGGAAGGAGCACUGCCGCGGCUUUGUGCAGACAGAAUAUGCUCAGACUGGUUCAAGCACCGGAGCUGACGCAUCAACGCUGGUGCGCCGCCAGUGCCAGGAGGAGAUUGUACGGGCCAGAAAGAGCUGUACUUGCAGAGUUCACGCCGACAAGGUUUAUCGCGAGCUGUCAAACAUCGGGCUUGACUUUGGGACAACUUUCCGCACUCUCAAGGAUGUCAAGUUCGACGGAACCUCACGGGUUUUGGCGCGAGCAGAGUCUCAGGUUUUCCAUGUCAAAAAGCCAAUGCCGGGAGAAUACCUGCAGCCGCAUCUCGUGCACCCAAGCAUGUUGGAUGCGGUUUUGCAAGCCAAUCUGAUACCCUUCGCCUUGGGUUCCUCCUCGCGGGAUUCCCUGGUCCCAGUCUUCGCGAGCGACUUUUGGUUCUCUGCAGCAGCGAAAGAGGGGGUGGAAUUCCACAAUUCGGCAUACCUCAUAUCUUCACAUGCAAAGCUGACGCCCGGAACUGCAAAUGCGGAGGCGUCAUUCUUCGGUAUCCACGCCGAUACCGGCGAACCGCUUAUAACAUCGAGUGGGUUGGUCUUCAAGGCAAUCCCCAAUACUGCGUCUUCUGGUCAGAGGAAUCAUCAUCACCGCCCUGCCCUCAAUCUUGACUGGAAGCCGGAUCCAAAUUAUCUCACCGAGGAGGAUGCUCUUCGCGUGUUUGGAUUACCCAGCAUAACGCAAUCAAGCGAUGGGGUGUCUGGCGAUACGGCGGAUUUCGAGGCCCUCUGCCUUCUCUACAUGCGCAGAUUUUUAGCCUCGCUCGACGAGACGGUCGUCGAGAAACUGGAGUGGCAUCAUUUGCGCUACGUGUCGUGGAUGAGGCACGUCAUGCAGACCAUGACGCUGGAGCCUCCGACUGACGACAUAUCAGUCAUGGAGGCCAGGAUCGGGGCCGCGGGCACCCCCGAGGGCAAGUUGAUAAUGGCGGUGGGACGGAACCUUGCAAAAAUCCUCAUCACCGGGGACGUUGACCCGCUAGAUGUCAUCUUUGGCGACAAGGUUGCGGAGAAUGUUUAUCGCGAGGGGUUAGGGUCGCGCCGCUGCUACGCGCAAAUGUGUGCCUACCUCGACGCGCUUGCACAUGUCAACCCGUCCAUGAAGAUUCUGGAGGUCGGCGGGGGGACUGGUGGUGCCACGGUCUCCGUCAUGAAGACGCUGAUGGCUGAUGGCGCCCGCCGGUUUGACCACUACGACUUUACAGACAUUUCACCCAGCUUCUUUGAGCACGCCAAGGAUGCCUUUAAAGAGACGGCUGACCACAUGAGCUUCCGUGUUCUCAACAUUGAAAAAGACCCGACUGACCAGGGGUAUGUGCCCGAAAGCUACGACCUCGUCCUCGCGGCGAAUGUGCUCCACGCCACCAAAAGCAUGGAGAGGACGCUGGCGCACGUCAGGAAGCUCCUCAAGCCCGGCGGAAAGCUGGUCGUCUUUGAGCUGACGAACCCGGCCGUCCUCCUCGGCGGCUUCUGCUUUGGCGUCCUGCCCGGCUGGUGGCUGUCCGAGGAGGCAGACCGCGAGUGGGGCCCGCUGAUGGUCGUCGACACCUGGAGGACAUAUCUCGAGCGCGCAGGCUUCAGUGGCGUCGAUGCCGCGUUUGACGACUUCCCCGAUGCGGCGCGCCAGACCAGCUCGAUCCUGGUCUCGACCGCGCUGCCUGUUGCCGACGCUAGCGAGCCAGCGUCUGCGGUAGACAAGCUCACUCGCUACUGUGUUUUGAUGGACGAACAGCCUUCUGGACUCCAGAAACAGGUUGCCGAUGCGUUGCUGCCGGUUCUGGCGCGGACGGGCUCUGUUGAAACGAGCACCAUUCCCGGCAGCGUUGGUCGUGACUUGAAGGGAAGCUGCUGCAUUGUGCUCACGGAGCUCGACUCGCCAGCCCUGGCUGAUAUGACCGCAGAGGUAUUCGCCGCCCUGAAGGGUGUUUUGAGCAGCUGCAAUCGCAUUUUCUGGCUGAGCCGUGGCGGCAAUGGUAUAGUUGCCGCUCCUGAUCGCGAGUUGGUGACUGGCCUCGCGAGGGUGGUCAGGGCGGAGAGGGAACCCCCCUUCGACUUUGUGACCGUUUCUUUGGCGGAAGCGGAGAGUGCAGAGACCAUUGCCGACAAGACGUUGCAGGUUUUGGGCAGAAGUCAAGAGACUGCAGAGAACUCCUUUAGGGUUUCUAACGGCGUUGUCCAUGUGCCACGCCUCGUAGAGGCAGCUUACCUAACGGAUCACAUUGGUAAUGAAGCGCGUCCUACCUUGAAGCAGGUCAAGACGCAAGAGGUCAAGCUCGGGGCUGAUUCGCGCGACUUUGCUGCACAAACAAACUCUGCUGGGUUGGUUCAAGGCGCCGAUGUAGUUGACGUCUGUUUUUCAGAGGACAAUUCGCGUAAAGGGCCUCUUGCCGAUGACGAGGUUGAGUUCAAAGUCGUGGCCUGCAGUGUCAGCGCCCAUGAGAUGGCGGCGGAGGCGAAUGCAGCUGGAGGAGAUUCUCCAUUCGUCAUGGGCAUAGAAGUCGCCGGAGAAGUGACGCGACUUGGACUGGCAGCAGCAUCCAAAUUUUCAGUCGGCGACAGAGUAACGGGAAUCUGCCUGGAGGGUGCCAUCAAGACUCAUGCUCGCACGCGUGCCGGACUGCUCGCCAAGAUCAGCGACAAAGUGACGUGGACUCAGGCGGCGCAGAUACCCAUGGCCUACUUCGCUGCAUGUGCCAUCAUUCAGUAUAUGGGCGUCGGCGACAGCGGUGACAUCUUGCUUGUGCACAGAGCCGCUGCCAGUGCUGCUGGGCUGGCAGCCAUUCAGGUGGCUCGCAGCAACGGCGCCAAGAUCUUUGCCACAGUCGCCAACGCCCAGGAACGGACGGUUCUUCAGGAGUUGGGGGGACUCCUCGCGGAGCACAUUCUGGAGCUUGACCAUCAUACUACACUUGGCACCACAGUCAAAUCCAAGACUGGCAAUCGCGGAGUCGAUGUAAUCAUUGACGCACUCCCACACUCAGACAUCGACCAUGCCGCAAGCUUGGUCGAUUGCCUGGCCUCCUUUGGAAGGUUUGUGAGUCUGGGUGAGGGGCCCAUGCCUGGCAUCAGCGGUCGUCGCAACAUCUGCCUGGAGAGGUUCAACGGCGCGGAGCUGAUGGCGCUAAACUACGAAAAAGCACAGCGCAUAUUCCUCCGGGCGGCACGGUUCAUUGGCGACGAGCCGCUGGCUGCCGUUGCUCAAGUGCCAGUCUACAAGUUCUCCGAGGCAUCUGAAGCACUUGCGCAGCUGGGGAAGGGUGAGAGUGCCAUUGUUCUCGAACCUCACGAUGAGGACAUCAUCAAAGUGGUGGUGAGCGAGCAAGCGAAUGACGGUUCUUCGUCUAGGUUUGAACCCGACGCGUCUUAUAUGAUCGUUGGCGGGCUUGGGGGCCUCGGAAGGUCGGUUUCGCGGUGGAUGGUCUCGAAGGGAGCGAGAAAUUUGAUCCUCGUCUCCAGGAAAGGGGCAGUGAGCCCUGAAGCAAAAGAGCUAGUUGCAGAGCUGCAGGAUUCCGGGGUCAAAGUCGUCACUCCAGCUUGUGAUGCGACUGACAAAGUGGCCUUGAGAAAUGCUUUGGAUGAGUGUGUAGUCCACAUGCCACCCAUCAAGGGUGUUCUACAAUGCUCAAUGGUUUUGAAGGACAAACGGUUCUUUGACAUGUCCCUAGAAGAAUGGAAUGCUGCCAUCAGGCCCAAGGUGGACGCGUCCGUGAACAUCCACCAUGUUCUCGACACAGCGAACUUGGACUUCUUCAUCAUGCUUUCGUCGACUGUCGGCUUGACAGGAACUGCCGAGCAAGCCAACUACGCGGCAGGCGGGACCUUCCAGGACGCAUUUGCACGCAGCCUGGCCGCAUCCCAGGCAGCCACCAGCGGGCCAGUCAUCGCCUCUUUGGACUUGCCCGUGAUUCUCGACGUCGGCUUUGUGGCUGAGAAGCCCGAGCUGAUGAGCCAGCUCAAGGCUGCGGGGUGGGCCUUCAUGGAAGAAGAAGAGUUCCACGCAGCACUCGACUAUCACUGCUUCCGGAAAGGCCAACUCGACCCAGCUGCAUCUGUACUCAGAGCGCAAGUCGCCCCACGCCUCUGGCUGGCACAAGACACGGCCGACGAGGGCACAGAGCCGCCGGCGUGGGUGCGUGAUCCACUCUUCAGCCACCUGCGCCCCAGCACAACAGACGCUGCAGUCAACAGCGGCGGGGGCGAGACAGGCAAGAAGGAGAUGAAGCACGCAGCGCUGCUGGCGGCGGCGACGUCGACGGCAGAGGCCGAGGCGGUGGUGCUCGACGCGCUGCUGGCCAAGCUCUCGCGCGUGCUGAGCGUCGAGCUUUCGGAUCUGGACCCGGCGUGCCCGCUCUCCAGGUACGGCGUCGACUCGCUGGUCGCCGUGAGCCUGCGGGCCUGGCUCGGCAAGGAGCUGGGCGCCGAACUGUCCGUCUUUGAGAUGACGGACAAGCCGAGCAUACGCGCGCUCGCAGCUACUGUUGCGGGAAGGAGUCGGUUGGUGUCCAAUGCUUCGACGUGA
This is a messenger RNA of Pyricularia pennisetigena, 8097 nucleotides long. RefSeq lists its product as uncharacterized. NCBI's taxonomy places the organism in Eukaryota, Fungi, Ascomycota, Sordariomycetes, Magnaporthales, Pyriculariaceae. Bases 1 to 8097 code for a protein of 2698 amino acids. Gene Ontology annotation, biological process: secondary metabolite biosynthetic process; fatty acid biosynthetic process. The transcript is spliced from 7 exons. The record is from RefSeq and is a predicted model, not a curated record. Gene Ontology annotation, molecular function: 3-oxoacyl-[acyl-carrier-protein] synthase activity; phosphopantetheine binding; fatty acid synthase activity.